Molecule: messenger RNA, 1954 nt
Organism: Leptosomus discolor (cuckoo roller)
Lineage: Eukaryota; Metazoa; Chordata; Aves; Leptosomiformes; Leptosomidae
Source: RefSeq, a predicted model, not a curated record
AUGUGGAACGCGGCCGCUUUGUGCUCCCUUGGCAGGCUGGCCCCCCGCGCCGCGCCUCCCCUGCGCCCAGCGCUACAAACCUUAAAUCGCGUGUCCGAAAGAAAGUACAAGGACUUGUGUCGUGGUGAACGGCCGGCACACCUACUGCAGAGUCAGGGCUUGGAGAGGGCACGCCGCAGGCUUCCCUGCCGUUUAGUAAGUAAUAAAGCAAAGCAUAGACCUUACGCAAAAACUUACCCUGUUUUAGAUGGACAUAUCCUCUCUGUGUAUCGGCAUGUGUUUGAAGAAAAUUUAAGGAACAGUGAGGCUGUUAUUAAAAGAUAUUCAGAAUUGCUAGAGAUGGUCAGUAAAGGAGGGGGAGAAAAUGCCAUCUUGCGUCAUACUCAGAGAAACAAGAAGCUGUUUGUUCGUGAACGCCUGAAGUUGCUGCUGGAUGAUGAGUCUUUUCUUGAGCUGUCUCCGCUGGCGGGCCUCAAUAUGCCGUAUGGGGAUGUUCCUGCUGCCGGGUGCCUCACUGGAAUUGGCAAAAUCUGUGGGGUCUGGUGUGUCUUCAUGGCAAAUGAUGCAACUGUGAAAGGAGGAACUAUUUAUCCAAUUGGAGUGAAGAAACAGCUAAGAGCUCAAGAAAUAGCCAUGCAGAACAGGCUGUUAUCGGUAUACCUCGUGGACAGUGGGGGAGCAUUCCUACCGCUACAGUCAGAGCUGUUUCCUGACAAAUUGCACGGUGGCAGAAUUUUCUACAAUGAAGCAAGAAUGUCUGCCAUGAGAAUCCCUCAGGUGGCAGUGGUGUGCGGCUCCUGUGUCGCUGGAGGUGCCUAUGUUCCGACCAUGGCAGAAGAAGCUGUGAUCGUAGAUAAGAUCGGUACACUGUUCCUUGCUGGCCCACCUCUGGUAAAAGCUGCUACAGGAGAAUAUGUCUCUCCCGAGGACCUAGGAGGAGCUAAACUUCACUCUCAAGUCAGUGGCUGUAGUGACCAUUUUGCACCCUCGGAAAAGGAAGCCUUUGAAUGUAUCCGAAAUGUUAUCUCAACGCUAAAUUAUGAUCCGCUGCCAGAGGAGGUCACAGAGCAUGACAGUCCUCUGUAUAGUCCAGAAGAGCUCUUGGGACUGGCACCACGAGACUACAGGUGUACUCUUCCUGUAAAACUGAUUCUGAGCCGUCUGAUGGAUGGAAGCAGAUUCCAGGAAUUCAAGGCUAAUUACGGAACAACGUUAGUAACAGGAUUUGGCCAUGUGGAAGGGCGCUUGGUGGGGAUAGUGGCCAACAAUGGGGUGUUGUCUCACGACGCGUCUCUCAAGGGUAGCCAUUUCGUCCAGCUGUGCAGCCAGCGGAACAUUCCCAUCCUCUUCUUCCAAAACACCGCUCCACAUACAGCAGAGCCCACCAGCAUCUCACAGGCAGAGGCUCAUUCCAACAGAUUAAAAGCCCAGGCCUCCAUGAUGGCUGCUGUUGCUUGUGCUGCUGUCCCCAAAAUAACUGUUGUAAUUGGUGGCUGUUACGGGAGCGAAAGUUACAUUAUGUGCGGGAGAUCUUUCAGUCCAAACUUUCUCUUCCUAUGGCCUAAUGCAAGAGUUGCUCUUGUGGAUUCAAGACAUUUCUCCACAAUCCCACAAGAUGGGGACAAUGACUGUACAGGAGAUGAAUCAGAGCUAAAGCAUCUGAAAGAAAAGCUAGAAGAAGAAAGCAGUGCCUUUUACUCCUCUGCCAGACUCUGGGAUGAUGGUGUAAUCCUACCUCAAAAUACUAGAAAGGUCAUUGCACAGUGCUUAGAGAUUCUAGAACAGCAGAAGCACCAGGUCAUAUCUCCGUGUCAGUAUCCUGUCAUCAGAAUGUAACUGCAGCCAUUUUCAAAUAAUAUCAGCCUUCUAAAGUUAGCACCGUGUACUAGAAAUCUUUAAUGGAAAUGAUUUUCUAAUUCUUUGAUACCAUUAAUAAAAAUGUUAAACCAUUGCA